AACCGGGUUUACAAUAGCUGUCGUCGAUUUCCAUUUAUAGCUUGGAGGGCAAGUCAUCGGCCAUCGCCACUGGCCAACCCCUAGGUUCGGAACUACCUUCAGUCAACCGUGGGUCCCUUCUCCGAACCCAAUUUAACUGCAGACGACGCUUCCCGAGCCUCAGGUUCGGAAAAAGCCGAACCAUAAUUAUGGGUUUUCCCGCUCAUUCACACACACACACACAGUCUUACUUAGUCGAGUGGAGAAAAGAGGGAAAGUAUCAGACACUCUUCUUCUUCUUCGCACCUUCAAAUGCGCUCUGCCUUUUCUUAUUCAUGGCUAGGGCUUGGAUUAUCGAUAGUCGGGGUCUUGCGAAAAAGGUGAAGAAUGCCGGUAUUUCGACCGCGAAUCAAAUCAAUGAUUGUGGAGCAAAUUGGCAAUGUCCCAACUGCCAAUAUCUCAUCGAUAAUAGUGAUACUUCUCAUGAGUGGCCUGGCCUUCCUGCUGGUGUAAAAUUUGAUCCGUCCGAUGUUGAGCUGUUAGAACAUUUGGCUGCAAAAUGUGGGGUUGGAUUUGAAGGGCCUCACAUGUUUAUCGACGAAUUCAUCCCAACGUUAGAAGGUGACGAAGGGAUAUGUUACACUCAUCCAGAAAAUCUUCCUGGAGCGAAAAAAGAUGGAACGAGUUUCCAUUUCUUUUACAGAAUAGUGAACGCAUAUGCUAGUGGCCAACGAAAACGAAGGAGGAUCGAAGAUCAAGAAAGAACUAUAAAGGCUGCACAUGUUCGUUGGCACAAAACGGGAAAAACCAAAUCCGUGAAGGAAAACGGAGUUCAAAAGGGUUUCAAGAAAAUCAUGGUUUUAUAUGCAGGUUCAAAGACGGGAUCCAAACCCGGUAAAUGUAAUUGGGUCAUGCAUCAGUACCAUCUUGGAUCCGAUGAAGAUGAGAGAGAAGGAGAAUACGUUGUUUCGAAAAUCUUUUAUCAACCUCAGAUAGAGAGGGACCAAAAAAACGAAGCUUCUUUGAAAAUCGAAGAAGAGUGUAAAAAUAAUAUAAUAUAGUGAAAGUUGAAGUGAUUCCGAGAACUCCCAAGACAAAUACUCCGGAUCCUCCUCGAUCGGAGAAAACCCCCGUUUCUGAUUGCUUCUCCGAUGAUUAUCUGACGGAAUUACUUGCUCAGGAUGAAAUGGAAGCUGUUGAUUUAAGUGGAGGGGAGUCUCUAUUGUGCAACGAGAUAAUCGGUUCUUACGGCGCGUUCGAUGAUUUAAGACCAAACUACCCCCAAGUUGGUGGCGAUUUUACGUGUGGAAUUGCCGACCUUGAGAACAUAGAACUCGACACUCCACCGGAUUUCCAGCUUAAUGAUUUGCAGUUUGCUUCUCAAGACAGCGUCUUUGAUUGGUUGGAUCGGUUAUAGAAGACGAUAAUGAAAUGACACGAUUCGUGCCUUUCCCGAGUUCCCGAUCAGAUUUCUUACUACAUUCAAGAAACCAUCUAACAUGAAAAAAUAAAAUCAAAAAUUAAAAAAAGAAAAAGAAAAAGAAAAGAGUGAAAUUGUAGUUGGAGAAGUUAAGGUUGGACAUAUGUUACUACUAUUAGAGCAGUUUCUUUUUGUGGGCUCUGAUUUUGUUGUACUCCUAAAUCCUUAAAAUUUGUAUUAUUGUGCUAUGUACUAACUUGUAUUGUAUGAUUCUCUAUCUUCUUGAUUAUGUUUUAUGUUAAUAUUUGUGGAUGUUUCAUUUUUA
Molecule: messenger RNA, 1724 nt
Organism: Erythranthe guttata (spotted monkey flower)
Lineage: Eukaryota; Viridiplantae; Streptophyta; Magnoliopsida; Lamiales; Phrymaceae
Product: SUPPRESSOR OF GAMMA RESPONSE 1
Biological process (GO): regulation of DNA-templated transcription
Cellular component (GO): nucleus
Molecular function (GO): DNA-binding transcription factor activity; transcription cis-regulatory region binding
Source: RefSeq, a predicted model, not a curated record